Molecule: messenger RNA, 1162 nt
Organism: Esox lucius (northern pike)
Lineage: Eukaryota; Metazoa; Chordata; Actinopteri; Esociformes; Esocidae
Product: nephrocan-like
Exons: 5
Coding region: 286-1056 (256 amino acids)
Cellular component (GO): plasma membrane
Molecular function (GO): protein binding
Source: RefSeq, a predicted model, not a curated record
AAGGAAGGUGUGAAAAAAGGGGAAGUCCACACAUUGUAAUAAAAGCAAGAGAGAAACCAUAGAAUCCUGGUUGCUCUGGAGGAGAUUAAGGUGUAAUUCCGCAAGCACACGUUGCUCCUCCAUGCAUUGACUUAAAAGCCUGCUGAAGAGACAGAACAUAUCAAUUUUCAGUUCCUCAGAGAAGCCACAGGGACCCAUUAAGGCUGGAAACUGAGCUUAGUGAAAAGGUGACUCAAAGGGCACUGAACAACCAGCUGUCUGCCAUUGGAGGACUAAGCAGUGGUGAUGUGGUCAGGAGAAUGCUUCGCCAUGUCCUCUCUGAUGAGCUUGUCUGGCCUUCGACUGGACUGGAAAGGGAAGUUGGUUUCAGUAGAUGGUGGCCUUCACCUGCCCAACCUCACGGUGCUGGAGUUGCCAGGAAACCACCUGCGCACGCUGCCCAGUAGAUUGAGCCCAAACCUGGAGAGACUGGACUGCAGACAGAACUCCAUCCAUGAGGUCACUUUCCAGCACCUUUCUGGAAUGAAACUGCUGAAGCAUCUCUUCUUGGAGAAUAACACAAUUCAGAAAUUUGAAGCAAAUGCUCUGAGGAACAAUGUUCAGUUAACCAACCUGGCUUUGGAACAGAACUUCCUGUCCUCUAUUCCAGAUGGGCUUCCAGAGAGCCUGGUUCGCCUGGACUUGAAAGGAAACCAUAUCGUAGCCAUCCUGGAGCACGAGCUGAGGUCCCUGAAACAUCUGCAAGUAUUGAACCUGAGGAGGAACAAACUGAGCUCCCUCCCCCAGAUCACCCAGGACCUGCUGCCCCGAUUAAGGACCAUUUACCUAGACGAAAACCCCUGGAACUGCAGCUGUGAGCUUCUUGGGGUCAAGAGAACCCUGCUAGCCAGGAGGGUGGAGAUCCCUAAUGAACUGUGUACUGAGUCAGUGAGUGUGCCAGAGGACAGUUGGAGAGCAUACCUGAUGGCCCAACACAGGUGUGAGGAGUACCUCAAGGAAAUUGAGUACCAAGUGGAGCAGACAGACGCUGAGGAAUAUUAUGACUAUGACUCAUAAAUGGAGAAAACAGGAGUACUGUAGCAGUUUAUCAAAACUAUUUCAUGUUUUGAUAAAAAUACUAGAUAUUAUUAGUCUACUGAAUCUUUCAAAAAGUAUUACUGUA